AUGAUUCCAUGGCCCUAAAGCUCCCACCGGGAAUGUGGGAAUGGUGUUCACGGAGACAGUGCUGGGCUGGCUGGCAGGGCCAUCCCCGAGGCUGCCAGGGCGGGCACAGCUCGGCCGGGAUGUGAUUCCCAUCACCUGGAGAGGGGCAGGACACAUCCACAGCGCCGGAGCUCAAAGCAGAGCCCCUUCCGCGGGCUGGAUUUUCAGGAAGCGCGCUUGCUUGGCGGGAUGUGUGUAUCACUGGGUGGAGGAGCUACAGGAAGCGGAUAAUAUUUUUUUUCCUCCAUUUGUGCCGGUUCAGACCCUUUUAUUUAAAUACAGUUCCCAUUUCCCAUAUUCACACGGAUUAUGAGGAUGGAGGGAACCAGCCUAUCUCCCAGCCUCAACGGGGGCACAAGCUACUAUGCCCAGGAGGCCGGGGCCAUGGCGCUGGACGGGAUCCGCAUGCCGGACGGCUGCUACGCCGACGGGACGUGGGAGCUGAGCGUCCAUGUCACCGACCUGGGCCGCGACGUCACCCUGCGGGUCACCGGCGAGAUCCACAUCGGCGGCGUCAUGCUGCGCCUGGUCGAGAAGCUCGAUGUCAAGAAGGACUGGUCGGAUCACGCGCUGUGGUGGGAAAAGAAGAAAACUUGGCUCCUUAAAACUCACUGGACGUUGGAUAAAUACGGGAUCCAGGCGGAUGCCAAGCUCCAGUUCACCCCUCAGCACAAGCUGCUGCGUCUGCAGCUGCCCAACAUGAAGUACGUCAAGGUGAAAGUCAACUUCUCCGACAGGGUCUUCAAAGCUGUUUCUGACAUCUGCAAAACCUUCAACAUCAGGCAUCCAGAAGAACUCUCCCUUUUGAGGAAACCCAGAGAUCCAUCAAAGAAAAAAAAGAAGAAGUUGGACGAUCAAUGUGAAGACGACACCUUCGAGCUGGAGGGGCCGCUGAUCACGCCGGGGUCCGGCACCGAUAUUCUUUACAUCGGCCCCGUCAAAGGAAAUAUCUAUUCAAGCCCAGGACUCUAUAGCAAAACGAUGACGCCGACCUACGACGCCCACGACGGCAGCCCCCUGUCCCCCACGUCUGCCUGGUUCGGCGACAGCGCCCUGUCCGAGGGCAACCCGGGAAUCCUGGCCGUGAGCCAGCCCGUCACCUCCCCGGAGUCCUUAGCCAAAAUGUACAAGCCCCAGACGCUGCUCGAUAAGGCCAAAAUCAACCAAGGGUGGCUGGACUCGUCCCGAUCCCUGAUGGAGCAGGAGGUGAAAGAAAACGAGGCUUUGCUACUCCGGUUCAAGUACUACAGCUUUUUUGACCUGAAUCCAAAGUACGAUGCGAUCAGGAUCAACCAGCUGUACGAGCAGUCCAAGUGGGCGAUCCUGCUGGAGGAGAUCGAGUGCACGGAGGAGGAGAUGAUGAUGUUUGCAGCACUGCAGUACCACAUCAACAAGCUGUCCAUCAUGUCCUCGGAAAACCACCUGAACCACAGUGACAAGGACGUGGACGAGGUGGACGCUGCGCUCUCGGACCUGGAGAUCACCCUGGAAGGUGGCAAGACAUCCACAAUCCUGGGUGACAUCACUUCCAUCCCGGAGCUCGCCGACUACAUUAAAGUCUUCAAGCCCAAGAAGCUGACGUUGAAAGGCUACAAGCCCUACUGGUGCACCUUCAAAGAUACCUCCAUCUCCUGCUACAAAAGCAAAGAGGAAUCCAACGGGACUCCUGCUCACCAGAUGAACCUGAGAGGAUGUGAAGUUACCCCCGAUGUGAACAUCUCUGGUCAGAAGUUCAACAUCAAACUCCUGAUUCCGGUGGCGGAGGGGAUGAAUGAGAUUUGGCUGCGCUGCGACAACGAGACGCAGUACGCCAGCUGGAUGGCCGCCUGCCGCCUGGCCUCCAAGGGCAAGACCAUGGCCGACAGCUCCUACGGCAUGGAGGUGCAGAACAUCCUGUCCUUCCUGAAAAUGCAGCAUCUGAACCCGGACCCGCAGCUGAUCCCGGAGCAGAUCAACACCGACAUCAACCCCGAGUGCCUGGUGUCUCCUCGCUACCUGAAGAAGUACAAGAACAAGCAGCCAGGCUAUGUAAGAGACUUGAUCACGGCGCGCAUCCUGGAGGCUCACCAGAACGUGGCCCAGAUGAGCCUCAUCGAGGCCAAGAUGCGAUUCAUCCAAGCCUGGCAGUCGCUGCCGGAGUUCGGCAUCACGCACUUCAACGCAAGGUUCCAGGGCGGGAAGAAGGACGAGCUGAUCGGCAUCGCCUACAACCGCCUGAUCCGCAUGGACGCCAGCACGGGCGACGCCGUCAAGACCUGGCGCUUCAGCAACAUGAAGCAGUGGAACGUGAACUGGGAGAUCAAAAUGGUGACGGUGGAGUUCGCGGACGAGGUGCGGGUGUCGUUCAUCUGCACCGAGGUGGAUUGCAAGGUGGUGCACGAGUUCAUCGGGGGCUACAUCUUCCUGUCCACACGGGCCAAGGACCAGAACGAGAGCCUGGACGAGGAGAUGUUCUACAAACUGACCAGCGGCUGGGUGUGAGCCCCACAGCCCGCCCCACAGGAACCCCACGGCCAUACUCAUCCUUAACUUUCCAAAGCUGUCCCUUGACAUAAUGCUGCUUAAUAAAGUAAGCUUGAAAUAUAUCUUUUUUUUUUUAAUAAUUGGGUUUUUAGUUGGUUUUUUCUUUUUUUUCCUCUCUUUUUUUUUUUCUUCUUUUUUUUCUUUUUUUUUCUCUUUUUUCUCUUUUUUUCUCUUCUUUUUUUUUUUUUUUUUUUUUUUUUUCUUUUUUGCAUUACCAGACCAGUUAAUCUGUGUGCACUAACGAGCACUUCUGUUAAUUUGCUAUAACCAGACCGUGUCUGGGCAGAGUGACCCGCAGAUCCAGACUCCUAUGGGCAGAUCGGGAUAAAGAUUUAACUGACUUUAAAAAGCCAAUUUUUGAAGAGAACUCUAAGCCAUCUUCUUGUAAAGCCAUCCAGGGCUAACCUAUAUGAAGUCUAUUUAUCAUGUUUAAUGCAUGAGUGUUCUAUUUCCUUUUUUUGUGUGUUUUUAUUCUGUACAUUUGACCUGUUUGAAGUCGUCCUGCUCCCGAGCAGAGCUGCCAUCUCUCCUCUCACACUACACCAGGACUCUGAAGGUGCCUGACAUGACUAUGAGGAUAGUUUUGUGUGGCCUCGAAGAUGAUCUUCUGUUAGUCUGUUACAGCUUGGUUUUGUUUAACUUGCCUUUUGAUAAUCAUUUAUAUUGUCUUCUUUUUUUUUUUUAAUUUUAUUUGUACACCGUAUUGUAUUAUGACACUUUUAGUAUUCACCAGCAUAGUCACUGUUCUGCCUCUGAUAUGCAAAUUUUUUCAUUAUGAUAUGAAGUAAAAGGUUUAUGAAGUAAAGGGUUUUGUGUAACUAAUGUAAAGAACCACAAAUUUUAUAAAGUUGUACAGUUUUUGUAACUAGUCUCACAAGCCAGCUAGGAUACUGCAUAGACCAGCAGUAACUGUAGGAUGUCUGCAAGGGGUACGGGGACAAACCAAGGAAUAAAAAACCCGCAAAAAAUACAAUUUCAGUACGGUAAAUUUUGAUCUAAGUUCAAGGGGAUGCCAGAGCUGUGCCACAACUCCCUCAGUAGCUGAUCCCUGGGGCCAGGACUGCCAGGUUCAUUAAGCCAUUCCCGCAUUAACGCUAACGAGGAGGGAUCCCGUGCCCACCUAAUGCCAAGGAAUAACCAGUGUUGCGUUCCUGUAGUCCGUGGUAUCAAGACUAUGUUCAAAUACAUUUUAUUUUAAAUAAAAGUCAAAUCUUUUAUUUAACAUUCA
Molecule: messenger RNA, 3790 nt
Organism: Prinia subflava (tawny-flanked prinia)
Lineage: Eukaryota; Metazoa; Chordata; Aves; Passeriformes; Cisticolidae
Gene: FERMT2
Product: FERM domain containing kindlin 2
Exons: 17
Coding region: 349-2520 (723 amino acids)
Biological process (GO): cell-matrix adhesion; integrin-mediated signaling pathway
Cellular component (GO): extrinsic component of cytoplasmic side of plasma membrane; focal adhesion
Molecular function (GO): integrin binding
Source: RefSeq, a predicted model, not a curated record